Molecule: messenger RNA, 3952 nt
Organism: Acanthoscelides obtectus
Lineage: Eukaryota; Metazoa; Arthropoda; Insecta; Coleoptera; Chrysomelidae
Source: the annotation of a GenBank genome assembly
AAAUUGCAAAAUUUCUACUGCUAAGGUCGCGUUAUUAUCCUUAAAAAAACGGGUUUGAAAUGGCGAGUGCCGUUCAAACCAUUGCAUUAAAUCGUUGCAGAACGCUUGGGCCGCAUUUUGUCGGCCAUUUUCAGUGCGAUCUGGUGUUGUGCAAAGCGUAAUUAUUUGUGUGAUUGAUGAGAUUUUGUUGCUGUGCAAUAUGUGAGAUACGAUUUUCUUGUACGUUCAGGGUGUAGUUUACGAUUGAAAAGAACCUACACCAAAAUGGCCACCCUAGUAAAAAGGUUCAUAGAAGGAUAUCAUGAUGUGAUGGACAACAAAAGUGAUCCUAGAGUAAAAGACUGGUUCCUGAUGAGCUCACCAUUCUACACGUUAGGAAUAUGCCUCACAUACGUGUUCAUAGUGAAAGUGUUAGGACCUAAACUAAUGGAAAAUAGAAAACCUUUCGAAUUAAAGAAUGUCCUGAUAGCAUACAAUCUCUUCCAAGUGAUAUUUAGUACCUGGCUAUUUUAUGAAAGUUGUGUAGCUGGAUGGAUGAGCCACUACAGCUUCAAAUGUCAACCUGUGGAUUACUCGGACAACCCCUUAGCUUUACGGAUGGUUCGAGGUUGCUGGUGGUAUUACUUCUCCAAGUUCACGGAAUUUUUCGACACGUUCUUCUUCGUUUUGAGAAAGAAAUUCGACCACGUGUCAACCCUACACGUGAUCCACCACGGAAUUAUGCCGAUGUCAGUCUGGUUCGGCGUGAAGUUCACUCCAGGCGGCCACUCGACUUUCUUCGGAUUUCUGAACACCUUCGUCCACAUCAUCAUGUACGGGUACUACUUCCUUGCCGCCCUGGGCCCGCAGUAUCAGAAGUACUUGUGGUGGAAGAAGUACCUCACCGCCUUGCAGAUGGUUCAAUUCGUGCUAGUAAUGGUCCACGCCUUCCAGCUGCUCUUCAUCGACUGCGACUACCCGAAAGCUUUCGUCUGGUGGAUCGGAAUGCACGCAGUUAUGUUCUAUUUCCUCUUCUCCAACUUCUACAAGCAGACCUACCACAAAAGGGACAAGAGAGGAAAAGUCAAAGUGGAGGACGACGCAAACGGCAACGUCAAGAACGGCAAGACCAACAUCGGAAUCUGCUUCACUUCCCAAACGGCACUGUACGACGACUCGACGUCAAACGUCAAACCGAUGACAAACGGCUACACCACUUCUGAUACGGACAAACUUAGGAACCGAGCGUACUUGGACAAAAGCACGAAAACGUCGUCGUAGUCACGAGUUCGUUGGGUUAUUUCGAUGUUUUGUGGUGUGGCAUCACAUUAGUUGUUACGUGAUCUUCUAUUUAGUGACGUCCAGAGUUGCCAAAUGUACGGAGCCGUCAACAAAAGUGAGCUGGAAAGGUAAUUUUUUUUCAGAGGCAAAAUUGAAAUCAAGGACGUGAUAGUAUUCAACAUUGUUUCUGGAAAAAUCGAUUUUUAAGGAGAUAAUUCAGUCAUAAAGUUACAUGUACUAUGUACAUGUAUAUUCUUAUUGGCUGACGAAGUAAAAAUGGCAACUCUGCAAGUUGGUGCUCGUUAAAGUUGUAAAUAUAUUUUUGUGUGUUAGGUAAGAAUUAAAAGUAAUGUUAAGGAGGGGGCUUUAUGCUUCGAUUUCUAUUGUAGACCAAAGGGUGAUUAUACAGGAUGUCUCAAUAUUUCGUGCUUCGUUUGUCCGUUAGAGGGCGUCAAAGUUUUUUUUAAAAAACAGAUUGUAAAUGAGUAAAUGUGGUACAAUAUUUGUAUUAUGCACUAUUUUUUUUAAUAUGUACCAAGACUAUGAGAAGCCAAACAAACGUAAUUUGUUUUUGUCAAUUUUUAAAUAAUGUAGUACUGUUUUCCAUCAAAGUAGGCAAGAUCUGGCUGAUAAUUUUCAUUGUAUCGUCUUCUCUUGAUAUAACUACUCUUUGUUAAAACUGUGGGAUCUUCCUUCGAAGACCAUUUCAGUGUAUACCAGGACUUUUUUCAAUUCCUUGUGUGUUUCUAUAUGAAUGCCAGGUAUAUAAUUUGCCAGUACCAUAUACCGUAGCUUUAGACUUCCUAGUUUAGAAUUGUGUCAAAAGUUAGGUAUAUCUUCAUAGAUAUAGCGCCAAAACUAUAAUUCAACUGUGCUAAAGUAUUUUGCUUUAAAGUUACAAUUGUGGAUCGCGCUUCAUUUUUUUAAUAAAUGUUAUUAUAAGGCACAAUUGAUGAAUCGUCAGAAUUCAAAGGCCAACAUUUCUGGAGCUAUACAGGAUGUCCAAAAGAUAACCUUGACUAUGAUUUUGAAGGUUAUUUCAAGGUCAAGACGUAAACCUCUAUUUUGGCGCUGGAAAUGUAUAGACCUGAAAUGUUCAUGUUCAACUGCAUCAUUGACAAUGACCUUGAUCACGCCUUUAAGAACCUUUGAAGGUCAAAUCAAUUCCUCACUUGACACGAGGGAAUGUAAGCCACUAUCUCGCUGACUAUGACCUUUAAGGUCAUUUGAAGGUCAAAUGUAUUUCGUGUUGAAAUUUCAGCUGUGUAUGGCGUUAUAUUUUUCAAUAAAUACUAUUUAUAAGGCACAAUUGAUGAAUCGUCAGAAUUCAAACUGCAACAUUUCUGGAAAGGGUGGAUAGCAGGUGACCUUGACUAUGAUCUUGAAGGUUAUUUGGAGGUCAAGACUAUUUUUUUAGAUGGAAGCCUUAUUUUGGCACUGAAAACGUAUAGAGCGGAAAUGCCUCAUUAACAAUGAUCUUGAUUACGACCUUAAGGACCUUUGAAGGUCAAAUAAAUUUUCCAGUCAAGUCUCCACUUUAUGUCGACAACUUUCUAGAUAAGAGCCACUAAUACAUUGACCCUUAAAGUCAUUUCAAGGUCAAAUGCGUUGUUCAACAGGAUUUGCCUUUUAUUGUUUCCAGAAAUGUAAUUUGACGCUCUGCCAAAUCCGCGAUCAUCGUAAAGCUUAAGAUCGUUGUCAAGAUCAAGGUCAUGGGACAAUAUUUAAAUAUGAAAGUUUCUGCUCUAUACACUGUCUUCACCCUCAAAUCACACUGUCAUAGUCAAGGUCACAAUUAGAUGAUCCUUCUCAGGUCUGUCAAAUUUUUCGAGAUGUCUGGUAAUUUCCAUAGUUUUUGGAUUUUUUCAAAUGAUCUUCAUUAAAGAACACUACCUUGACCUCAAAAUGACCUUGAAGGUCAUGAUCAAGGUUGCUACUUUACAGGGUAUUUUUGAUGCCUUAUUUGGACACCCUGUAUCUUCUUUGUACAUAAAAAAUACGCACAGAUGUGUUACUUAUUACUCCGCAAUGUUUUGUAGAACCAACACUUGCCGCAAACCUUAUUGUGAUAAACAUUUUUUCGGUCACCACGGUGAUUUUUUUCAAGUGCAUUUUGUCUGCCAAAACUAUAUACAAAGUAUACUUUUUUACUUUGUCCAUUUACGAAAACACUGCCCAAGUAGCUGACGAUUGACUUGAGUGAGGUUAUGGGCCCAGUAAAGAUACUUUGUUUGUUGGAUAUCAAUUUGCAAUGGAUGUAGUUAAGCUAAUUUUGUGCAUCCUUCAACCUUGUACAAAACAUUGUGUAACAAAACGACGAAGUAGUACGAUGGAAAUCUAAGACUUUCGAUCACAUGGAUCCAGAUUCGGUUUUUUAUCUUUUUCUAGAUCUGAGUUAUUCGUUUGAGAUGUAUCGUUUAUCGUUGUUUUUUACAUUUUUUAUGUUUUUCUAUUAUUGGCUAAAACUUUGCGUUGAAGAUAUUUUUGAAAAAUAUUGUUACCUAGGCGUAAAGCAUUUGUGCAAUAUUACAAUAGUAUCUAAGACAUUGUAUGAGAGUGAGCUGAGUAGGCAUUAGGCAUAGCUUUUACAUAUUUCAUAUUUAUUUUUAACAGUGAGGAUAGGUUUAUGUAUUUAUUCAGAAGUAAGGUACUGUUUAUAACUGAAAAAAUAAAUGGUUUUUGAAAUAGUUUC